Drosophila sulfurigaster albostrigata is the source of this 750-nucleotide messenger RNA. It is a transcript of the gene Spase22-23, whose product is annotated as signal peptidase complex subunit 3. Gene Ontology annotation, cellular component: membrane; signal peptidase complex. Gene Ontology annotation, biological process: protein targeting to ER. The record is from RefSeq and is a predicted model, not a curated record. Lineage: Eukaryota; Metazoa; Arthropoda; Insecta; Diptera; Drosophilidae. Bases 105 to 641 code for a protein of 178 amino acids. The transcript has a single exon.
UAGACGCGCCAUCGAUAUUUCUCCACCACUACGAACGAUUUAAUCUGCGGCAAAUCUACGUGUCCACUUUUUUAUUAAUUGUGAAUUGAAGCAAAUUUACCAAAAUGCAUACGGUUUUAACCCGUGGAAAUGCCACAGUGGCAUAUUCCUUAAGCGUCCUGGCCUGCUUGACGUUCUGCUGCUUCGUAUCGACCGUUUUCCUGGACUACAGAACCGACGCCAACAUAAAUACGGUGCGAGUGCUUGUGAAAAAUGUUCCUGAUUACGGUGCAUCGAGGGAGAAACAUGACUUAGGAUUCCUCACUUUUGAUUUGGAAACCAAUCUAACCAGCGUUUUCAACUGGAAUGUGAAGCAGCUGUUCAUCUAUUUGACUGCUGAAUACAAAACACCAUCGAAUCAAUUAAAUCAAGUUGUGCUCUGGGACAAAAUCAUUUUGCGUGGCGAAAACGCCGUUUUGGAUUUUAAGAACGUGAACACAAAGUACUAUUUCUGGGAUGAUGGUAACGGUCUGCGGGACAACAAAAAUGUAUCUCUUUAUCUGUCGUGGAACAUCAUACCGAAUGCCGGUCUACUGCCCUCUGUAAAAUCCACCGGAAAGCAUGUAUUUAAAUUCCCCUCAGAGUAUAGCUCAUCCAUUUAGAAACAUAAAAACUUUUGAAUAAUUUGUAGAUUGUACUUUAAAUGCGUUUUGUACUAAAAUAAAAUUGCUUUUUGUUUUGCGUACAAUUGCAAAAAAAAAUAAUAGAAAA